Messenger RNA from Ceratitis capitata (Mediterranean fruit fly), 1574 nucleotides. RefSeq lists its product as uncharacterized. Bases 163 to 1494 code for a protein of 443 amino acids. The record is from RefSeq and is a predicted model, not a curated record. The transcript has 4 exons. NCBI's taxonomy places the organism in Eukaryota, Metazoa, Arthropoda, Insecta, Diptera, Tephritidae.
AGAAUGCCGCGUACAUAUUUAUGCCAGUGUAGAGCUUUUUUCGAACAGUUCCACGCCGUACACUGAUCGCGCCAGACGCUGUGGAUUGUUUAGAGCCACUUAAAUACAAACAACGUACUAGCCAAGUUAAGUAAAAUCACAGAGAAACGCGACAACGUGAAAAUGCCAGCAACAGCUACAGCGACCGCCAAUGGUAAGCCAGAGCUCGAGGCGGUUAAGAGCGCGCAAAAAGCGAAUGAUGCGCCGGCAGCGGGAAAUGUGGAGGCUAAGGCUGCGCCACAAUUGCCCGAUUGGCUGAAAGAGGACUUAUUUCUGGACUUUUUCAAGGCAAACAUAACCGGCUUUAAGGCGAUAAAUAAAUUUUCGGCCAAGCCAGCGCAGGGUGCUGGUGAAAAUUAUGCAACCAUCAUCGCAUUGGUGAAGGCUGAGGUGGAGUUGGAAGGUGGAAAAUCAAAAGAAGUUUCCUAUAUGCUAAAAUUGCCAAUCGACGCAGUACAGAAACUCAUGAAUAGUCGUAACAUUUUCGUCAUAGAGAUCAUGAUGUAUAGUGAUGUUAUACCGGAAAUGGAGAAAAUGUACACUGACGUUGGUGUUGAAGUGAAAUUUUCUCCACAAUAUUAUGAGUUGAAAACGCCCUCUAAGUCCGAUGUUAUACUCAUGGAAGACUUACGGCAACGCGGCUUCAAAAACACUAAUCGUUUGGAGGGCUUUGACAUGGAGCACACUAAGCACACGUUGGAAAAGUUGGCACAAUGGCAUGCCGCCUCAGCUGUGCGCGUGGAAACUAAAGGAAAGUAUCCCGACGUAUUAAAUACAGGUCUAUUCACCGAUGAUUUGCUAAAUGUAAUGGAACAAAUGGAUAAGAUGGCGGGGACACUGUAUGAGGAUUGUGUGCGGACCUAUGAGGGACAUGAAGAGUAUAUUGAUAGCUUUAUUAAAUUUCAUGAUAGUUUUUUCAAAGAGCUGCGUGCAGCUAAGAAACACGAUCCCAAUGCAUUUAAUGUCUUAAAUCAUGGUGACUUCUGGGCGAACAAUGUUAUGUUCCAAUAUGAUGCAUUUGGUAAAAUUAAAGAAACGUAUUUCGUGGACUUUCAGAUGCCUUGUUAUGGCUCACCAGUGAUUGACUUAUAUACCAUACUUCUCUCCUCGACGCAACUCGAAGUGAAGUUAAAGCAUUUUGAUUACUUCAUAAAAUAUUAUCAUGACAAAUUGACUGAGUGCCUAAAACUCCUCAAGUAUCCGAAAAAGCUGCCCAAUUUGAAAGAUAUACACAUUGCACUUUUGAAAUAUGGCGUUUUUGGCUUUACCACCGCCUCUGGUCAUAUGGCGAUUGUGUUACUCGAUCCAAGUGAAGCGGGUGACUUAACAGAUAUGCUUGGCGAUACACCGGCAAGUUUGAAGCAUAGAAAAGCCAUGUUGACGGGUUCACGCUAUAAGGAACACGCCAAAAUCGUAUUUCCUUGGCUACAUAACCGUGGAGCCUUUGAGGGAUAAAACGUUUAAACUACCUUUUUUUGUAAAAUAUCAAAUUAAAAAAGACAAUGAGAUAUAUAUAGUGUGGGCGUAUAUAUAUA